Messenger RNA from Chanos chanos (milkfish), 673 nucleotides. It is a transcript of the gene desi2, whose product is annotated as desumoylating isopeptidase 2. The record is from RefSeq and is a predicted model, not a curated record. The coding region runs from base 1 to 591 and encodes 196 amino acids. Gene Ontology annotation, molecular function: deubiquitinase activity. Gene Ontology annotation, biological process: protein deubiquitination. Lineage: Eukaryota; Metazoa; Chordata; Actinopteri; Gonorynchiformes; Chanidae. The transcript is spliced from 5 exons.
AUGGCAAACGAGCCGAUUAUUCUGAAUGUGUAUGACAUGUACUGGAUCAAUGAAUUCACUACCUCUCUGGGAAUUGGAGUUUUUCACUCAGGCAUUGAGGUCUACGGCAGAGAGUUUGCCUAUGGCGGACAUCCUUAUCCAUUUUCAGGUAUCUUUGAGAUAACUCCAGGCGAUGCCACAGAACUCGGGGAGACAUUCAAAUUCAAAGAGGCUAUUGUUCUUGGGAGCACGGACUUCACGGAGGAGGAUGUGGAGCGUAUCGUGGAAGAAAUGGGGAAGGAGUACAAGGGGAACGCCUACCACCUCAUGCACAAGAACUGCAACCACUUCUCCUCAGCACUGUCAGAGAUUUUGUGUGGUCGAGAGAUCCCGCGCUGGGUGAACCGACUGGCUUACUUCAGCUCCUGCGUUCCCUUCCUUCAAAGCUGCCUGCCCAAGGAGUGGUUGACUCCUGCCGCCCUCCAGUCCAGUGUGAGCCACGAGCUCCAGGAAGAGCUGGAGGAGGCUGAAGACGCUGCUGCUUCGGCCUCAACCCCCACGCAGUCCGUCUCGCCCCUGCCCAGGGCCAACCGCCAUCAGCCGCGCCGAUAAGACCCUCCCCACUCUGCCUUCUGUGGCCUGGGCUCUGCUCCACAGAGACUGGCCUAAAGCUCCCGCUGCCAAGAGACCACAC